UGUUGGAGUCCUCACCGGGAGGUGCAGCGCAUAUAUAAGAGCUGGUCCACCGGUUGCGAUCACUGGGCUCCAGCUGCGGGCGCCCUCUGCCCUUUGUGCAUGGGUUUGAUCGCACCAUUUGUGGCAGAGUUUGUCGGUAGUCGCAGGCAGUGCUGCCUGAUUUUUGGCUUGAUGUUUGCUGUGAUGGCACUGGUUGAAAUAAAGCCAAAACUCUUCUGAAGUCCGUGUUUAAAACUAAUUCCAAAUGUACCCUCUGUGUCUGGUUCGGGACGGGAGGGUUGCAGCUGGGAUUUCAGAGCUGCUGGCCACAGUGUUGCUCCCAUGAGGGCUCUGAAGUGGUUUUUGAAAACAACCAAGGUCUUAGUGCAGUUCCAUUUGCUUGUCUGUGAGAUGACUGGUAUUUGCUUUGAAACCUAAAUUUUCCUGGAAGCUUGAUGCCAGACAUUGUUUCUAGAUAAUAAAUCCCUGAGGGUGCAUAGUUUCCGAGUUCAGGCUGUCCGUAAGCCCUGUUUAUAAGUCUCCCUGCUGCUUCUCCUAGCACGUGUGGGCAGAGGAUCGCCGUGUCCAAAUACAUUUCCUUCAGGAGUGGGGGAUGCGGCGGUGCUAUAACCUCGAACGUCCCUGUGUGGAGCUGCGCCGAGCUCUCAUUGUGGAAGUAGCUCUUGCUUCUGUCCUGUGCGUGGUACCACUGGUGGGCUUUGAGAAGUGGUGGUGCCUGCUGCCAUCAUCCCACGUUGCAUCUCUGCCUUUUGGAUGCUUUUCUUGGGCAAGUGGUUGCCUCUGGCUAAUCAGUCCCUUGAUUUCUGCCCCACGCUACUGGAAGGCAGCCAGGGUCCCCACACCCGUGCAGUAUGCUGCACAGCGCUUUCCAGUAUUCAGAAAAUAUCCUCUACCACCUAGGGUAAACAUCAAACACCUUUCCUGUGUCAGGAAUACGGAAACCGUUCCCUGAAGAAAAGCCAGCUUUGAGCAAAGCGGCAUGUGUGAUGGCUUCAAGCACUUUCAGACCAUGUUAAAGACCAAGUUGAAUGUCCUAACUCUUCGGAAGGAGCCUCUCCCGACAGUGAUCUUCCACGAACCAGAAGCCAUUGAGCUGUGUACCACAACGCCCCUCAUGAAGACCCGGACUCACACUGGAUGCAAGGUUACAUAUUUGGGUAAGGUUUCCACAACAGGGAUGCAAUUUUUGUCAGGCUGCACAGAGAAACCAGUCAUUGAAUUAUGGAAGAAGCACACGCUCGCCAGGGAGGAUAUUUACCCAGCUAAUGCCCUUCUGGAAAUUCGCCCUUUCCAAGUCUGGCUGCAUCAUCUGGACCUCAAAGGCGAGGCAACAGUCCAUAUGGAUACCUUUCAGGUAGCACGUAUAGCCUACUGCACUGCUGACCACAACAUCAGCCCAAACAUCUUUGCUUGGGUCUACAGGGAGAUCAACGAUGACUUGUCCUACCAGAUGGACUGCCAUGCUGUAGAGUGUGAGAGCAAGCUGGAGGCCAAGAAGCUGGCUCAUGCUAUGAUGGAGGCCUUUAAGAAGACUUUUCACAGCAUGAAAAGUGAUGGCCGGAUCCACAGGAAUAGCUCAUCAGAGGAAGUGUCUCAUGAAUUUGAAUCUGACGAUGGCUGACUGAACUCAUUCAUGGUUCAGCAAAGGCAGAAAUGGCCUAGGGAAUGCGAGCUGAUAGAUGAAUAAGCAACAAUUGAAAUUGGGGAAUGGAAAGGCUGCCAAACACUUGGCUGACCAGCUUUUUAAAUCAAAAGAGCAAUUUGGUACCUAAAGAUAUGCAUCAUUAAAGUAAUUAUGUUACAUUGAAAUCUGCUGCUGUUGUAAACAUGAGAAAAAAGCUUCCCUCUCCCUCCAAAUCUUUCUCACCCGCCCAUCGCUGUCCCUUUCUCAUCUCUGUAGUUCAGGUGAAUACUGCAAAGUAGAUUCAUUCCUGUUUGUCUUACAAGACCGGUCAGGGAAUUUUAUUAGUUGCUCCUUUGGCGUUCCUUGCUGGAGGCUGAUGCUGAUGCACAAGAGCAAGUAGACCUACAGAGCCCUAAUGGCUCUUGAAGAGUCUUUCUCCAAGAUGCAUCACAAAAAUCCUUUGACCAUACGUAGGCUAAGACAGCCGUACAUAGCCUUUUAGACUAAUGGCCUGGCAUUCUACUGUUAAUUCACAUUUCACAGAUUGAAAAAUGAAAAAAGAUCCUUGUAUGUACACAUUAUAUCAUAUGCUAUCCUUUAUUUUAUUCAUUGUACCUAUUUUCUUAAUAUACCUGCUGUCACAUCUUUCACCCGGCACCAGUAGGUGCAGUUUCAGACUACAGACUGCAGGAUACCAAAAACGGGUGGGCCGAACCCCCACGGUGGCUAGGAGUACAGUGAGCCAGCACCCCUUUCUGCUCACGUUCAAGCUCUCGUUUGCUCAGUAGGAGGGCGGCCCACUGGUAAGAGUUGAGGGACACUUGGGUCUGUCGGUGUUUGAACUGUGACUCCUCACCAACCUCAGGUCUGAAGUGGUAUGAAUAUGGUAACCUCGACUCCGUGUCACUGGUCUCCGUGUCACCGGUCUGUUGGGCCUGGUUUGAUGGAGCUGGCUCUGCCUGGCCAGGAAGCCAGGGCUGCAUUACUGUAAAGAUCGAAGGAAACGGCCCCGUAGGAGUCAGGUCUGAACAUUUGUUCUGGUUGAGAAGCCCAUGUUAAGAUUCUCAUACCUUUCCUUGUGCAGAGAUAUAAAGAGUCAUGCCUUUCUUAAAUGCAAAUGUUUAAUAAAACUCAAAUAAAA
Molecule: messenger RNA, 2765 nt
Organism: Cygnus olor (mute swan)
Lineage: Eukaryota; Metazoa; Chordata; Aves; Anseriformes; Anatidae
Gene: PID1
Product: phosphotyrosine interaction domain containing 1
Exons: 3
Coding region: 980-1621 (213 amino acids)
Biological process (GO): negative regulation of insulin receptor signaling pathway; negative regulation of D-glucose import across plasma membrane; regulation of reactive oxygen species metabolic process
Cellular component (GO): cytoplasm
Source: RefSeq, a predicted model, not a curated record